UGUUUUACGUUCCAAAUGAUAAUGUGCAAGUGCUGGCUCUGAAGUUUUAUUUGAACAUCAGAAAAUAAGAAUAUGGACACAAAUAUACAAGGUUCCAAGCCAAGGAGACAUUUCCCCAGAAAAUAUGCCAUCAUCCUAGGACUUCUUCUUGGAGUGUCUCUACUUGGUUUAAUCGCAGUGGUUGUUGCUCAGAAACACGCUACCAGAAAAAACAAUAAAUAUGGUAUUGUGCUGGAUGCUGGCUCUUCUCACACAAGCAUGUAUACAUAUCAAUGGCCAGCAGAGAAGGCAAAUGACACAGGAGUAGUGAUGCAGAUUGAUAUGUGCGAAGUUAAAGGGCCAGGGAUCUCAUCAUAUACCCAUAAUCCUGAAAAGGCUGGUAUGUCCCUACAGCAGUGCAUGGACAAGGCAAAGGUGGUAGUUCCUGCAGGAAAAUAUCAAGAGACGCCUGUUUACUUGGGAGCGACAGCAGGCAUGCGGUUGCUGAGAAAGCAGGACAAGAAUGUUUCUGAGAAGGUCCUCUCUGAAGUGGCAGCAACACUGCGCUCGUACCCUUUCAAUUUCCAGGGUGCCAGGAUCCUCAGCGGUGGAGAAGAAGGUGCCUAUGGCUGGAUCACUGUUAAUUACCUGCUGGGCAAUUUUAAGGAGUCUGUCUGGCCACGUUUCCUGCCCCGUCCAUUCUCCAGUCUGGGGACAACAGGGGCAUUGGACCUUGGAGGAGCUUCCACACAGAUAACCUUUGUACCGGACCAGGAAAAGAUCGAGUCACAAGGAGAUAUUGUGAAUUUCUAUCUCUAUGGGAAGAACUACAGUGUAUAUACACACAGCUUCCUGUGUUAUGGGAAGGACCAGGCACUACGCCUGAAGCUGGUCAAUGAUGUUCAGGGGAAAGCGGCUGAGAGAUACCAGGAUCCAUGUUUCCACCCAGGUUAUAAGAGGACAGUAAAAGUUUCUGACCUGCUCACAAACCCCUGCACUGCUGGUAGUUUGCCUUCCCUACCCUUCUCACAGAUUGAAAUUGAGGGCACUGGGCACUAUGAAAACUGCCAAGCCAGCACCCAGAGAAUCUUCAAUCUUACUCACUGCCCUUAUUCCAAAUGCUCAUUCAAUGGCAUUUUUUUACCUCCUGUGCAAGGGGAAUUUGCGGCUUUUUCUGCUUUCUACUACGUAAUGAACUUUCUAAAUGUGACAAAAACACCUAUGGAUGAAGCAAUGCAGAAAAUCAAGGCCUUCUGCUCCACACCGUGGGAUGAGGUGAAAGCAGAGUUUCCGGGGGUAAAAGAGAAGUACUUGAGUGAGUACUGCUUCGCAGGUGUUUACAUAAUGUUACUUCUUGACAAGAGCUACCACUUCACUGAGGAGAACUGGUCGUACAUCCACUUCCUGGAAAAGAUUGGUGACAGUGAUGCUGGAUGGACUCUGGGCUACAUGCUGAACCUCACCAACAUGAUCCCUGCAGAGACGCCUUAUACCCACCCAUUGUCCCGUAUUACCUAUAUGAGCCUCCUGGUCAUCUGUUCCCUUAUGAUGGUGGCCCUGCUCCUCCUAGGCUUCUUGUUUUUUCGUCAACCAAAGUGCAUGAGAAAGGCAAUUAUUUAAGCUGGGUUUGGCCUAGCCCAGAGCUGAACUUCAGUAUAGGUCAGAGAACAAUGCUCUUCUGAUGUAUUCCACUGAAAUGACUGACUCCACCAAGGGCCUUGUGUACCACUUUCUCCAGCAAUGACAGGCACUCAAGAUAAUAACAUGCUGCUCUUCUGUCCUCUUCCUUGUUUUGGAGACUCAACCCCCAUCCUGCUCCUGAGCGGGGUCUGGCAGUGGGAGCCUUGGGUGUCCUAUUAAAUGCUGAUUUCUCUCAGGUCUGCCCUUUUGUGUAUUGCCAUGGUCAUAGGAAUGCAACACCAGGGGGCACCCAGUCAGAAAUGAUUAAACAACACAGGGUGAGACUCAGGAGCAGCUCUUUUCAGUCCCACCAGGAAGA
Gekko japonicus is the source of this 1978-nucleotide messenger RNA. RefSeq names its product ectonucleoside triphosphate diphosphohydrolase 1 (gene ENTPD1). Lineage: Eukaryota; Metazoa; Chordata; Lepidosauria; Squamata; Gekkonidae. The record is from RefSeq and is a predicted model, not a curated record. The transcript has 10 exons. Gene Ontology annotation, molecular function: GDP phosphatase activity; UDP phosphatase activity. Gene Ontology annotation, cellular component: plasma membrane. Gene Ontology annotation, biological process: nucleoside diphosphate catabolic process. The coding region runs from base 73 to 1599 and encodes 508 amino acids.